AUGGCAAAUGGACAAGUGCCUGUUGUGACAGUCGGCCCGUUGGGAGACAGUCCAGUUCAGGUUGCCUGUCCUAAGUGCAAUCAGGUGGUGCUCUCCAAGGUGGACUACACCGCUGGUUUGCUCACUUACCUUUUCUGUGGAGGACUCUUCUUCUGUGGCUUUGUUUUAGGCUGCUGUCUCAUCCCGUUCUGUGUGGACCGACUGAGAGAUGCAAAGCACACCUGUCCUACCUGCAAGACUGAACUUGGCGUGUAUAAACGCUUAUAA
Molecule: messenger RNA, 267 nt
Organism: Plectropomus leopardus (leopard coralgrouper)
Lineage: Eukaryota; Metazoa; Chordata; Actinopteri; Perciformes; Serranidae
Product: lipopolysaccharide-induced tumor necrosis factor-alpha factor homolog
Cellular component (GO): cytoplasmic side of late endosome membrane; nucleus; cytoplasmic side of lysosomal membrane
Molecular function (GO): zinc ion binding
Source: RefSeq, a predicted model, not a curated record